UUUGCGACUCGCUCACUCGGGCGCAGGUUGGCCCCGGAGCGUGUGAACCUUCCCGGGCUGGGCUCUGCUACGCUCCAACCUGCGCCGCCCCGCAUGCCUCCCCGCCCGUGAACCGGGCCGCUCCGCCCCGCGCCCGCCGGAACCCGCCCUCGGCCACCUGGCCCUGCCGUCGUCGCCACGCGCGCCUGCAACUUGUUCUAGGGCGUGUGGAGUCAACUUUCCGGAAGCAUCCAGCCCACCGGAGGAGGUAGACGGACAGCUAUGUAUAUAUACACGCGCUCUCCGGCAAGUGGCUGUGGACCCAGAGCCCCAGGGCGCAAGGCAGCUGACUCCUGCAGGAACUGGCUGGUCUAAGCAAGGGGUUCGCCCUGCGCCACCAACCCCAGACACCCGCCGGCCAGAUCCUCCAGACACUGCUGUGGGAGACGCGUCCACCCGCGACGCACCCCCGAUGCAUCUGUAAAACCCUCUGGCUUGGGCUUUUUUCUGCCGAGGACGCGCUCUGCGUCCUUCCCCCUCUGGGUCCCUCUUUGGCUCUGUGGUUUGGGAGAGGCGCAGUUAGACCCGCUGGUUCCCUCAUCAGUCCCGGAGGCAUGAUGCUGCGCAGGCUGGUUCAGCAGUGGAGCGUCGCGGUGUUCCUGCUCAGCUACUCCGUGCCGUCCUGCGGGCGCUCCGUGGAGGGGCUCGGCCGCCGGCUCAAGCGGGCGGUGUCCGAGCACCAGCUCCUGCACGACAAGGGCAAGUCCAUCCAGGACCUGCGCCGCCGUUUCUUCCUGCACCACCUGAUCGCAGAGAUCCACACGGCGGAAAUCAGAGCUACCUCGGAAGUGUCCCCCAACUCCAAGCCUGCUCCCAACACCAAGAACCACCCCGUGCGGUUCGGGUCGGACGACGAGGGCAGAUACCUAACUCAGGAAACCAACAAGGUGGAGGUGUACAAAGAGCAGCCCGCGAAGACGCCCGGGAAGAGGAAGAAGAGCAAGCCCGGGAAACGUAAGGAGCAAGAGAAAAAGAGGCGGAGAGCCAGGGCGGCCCGGCUGGAUCCGGCCUGCAGUGGGCUGCAGGAGGGCCACCUGCCCCUCGACGCGGGGACUGCACUACAGCCCGGCACAAGUACGGAACUUCUGUGGGGUUUGAGAGAGAGAGGCGAGCAGAACACGCCACAUGCAACUCAUGAUCUCAUGGUUUAAAGUCCCCUGUGACUGCUCCAGUCUUUUGACUCGGGUACAGACAGGACUGCAGAGUUCAAGGGGGAAUCUGAACCCAUUCAUUCUUCACCUUCCUCUGAGUUAAGUUGACAAAUCCAUUAUGAAGCAGUAAAGAAAACAGCAGUUACAUUGGUUACAUUAUACAACUUCUUACUCAAUGGACCAUAAACUAAAGAACUCUCUACAGCACAGAGAAUGGUCCAUUCUGCAAAUAGCUAAUGGCCCCAACUCACAGGCAUGGUCAGUGUAUUUUAAGAUCUGACCAUAGUGUAUAUACAUUUAUAACUAAUGUAAAGACUAUGGCCAAGGCCUGCUUUUACUAAUUAUCUUACUGAAUAAUUAACCCCAUAGACAUGCAGAGAAGGGGGAGAGGAGGGUGUAUGAUCAGAUUGUACAGGGACUUGCAGAACUGUGGAAUUCAGUAAAAUCUUUUCCCAACAAUGGCUUUCAAGUUUUAGAAGUGAUGGAUGAGACAGAACAUUCUUCCGGCCACUGCGAUACAGUGAUUUCAGAGGUCUGAGGCGGUGGUAGGCAUGAGCUUAGUAUGGACUGGUAUAUCGUUUCUUAAGAGAAACUACUAGGGAAAUUUUUCCUGUUUCCUCUCAUACGAACUGUUCGGGGGAAAUAUAUUACUUUAAACUGUAGAGAUUAGAUUUAAACUUUUUGAUGUUUCCUAUGAGACUUACUUACUGGAAACCAUAUAUUUUGACUUGGCAAAUACUGAGUUUGAAAAAUACAAAAGCUUUUCAGUAGUCAAAAGAUCUAGAACUCCAAGCCCCGUCAUACACACAUAUAACAGAUCACACACCUUUUAUACUGACAUGUGAUAUAUCUGACUUGGCUUUUCCCACAUGUACCUUUGCUAAAGGAGAAUUCAGAAAGAAAUAUAGCAAGCAAACUGUCUAGACAGGGUGAAAAAAAUUCAAAUAUCUUUGCCUUAGCUCUUCAUUUAUUAUUUUCUUUCUUCUUGAGAAAAUAACUGUUCAAAAUACUAUUAAUUCCUCCUUUUGAUACUCUUAAACCCAGGUCAUUAAGUGCCACUUAGAAUGGACAUGUUUUGAAAUUGGACAGGACACAGAUUACUGAGUUUUGAAGUCUUUUUCUCUUGCUUUUUCCUUUAUCGAUGAGAUCCGUCCAGUUCAAACACUAAUCUUAAACUCUCUUUUUCUUUGCAACUGGAAACUUUUAAUAUUCCACCCAAAGUACUGCUGAAGAGGCCAAUUCCUUAGUCUUAAAUUAAGUCUUAAAGUAAACACUCUAAAUGCUCAGUUUAAUUUUUCUUUCUUUAAGCUGCAUGUAAAACUCCAAAACAGUCAAGAAUGUUGACUGUCUCACACCCACACGUCUGUCUGCCGGGUGAAGCUCUGCCCACAGAUUUGCCUGUUCAUUCAGUGACACCAUCGAUCCCUGCUCUAAGCUGUUUCCUUGGACAUCAAUGUGUAUUCACUGAACAAGACUCCACAGAGAGAAAACAGGGAGCAAAAGCUCCACUACCCCCACCCUUAACGUACUACUAUCAGGGUUUCCACUCUAGUGAGAAAACGUGUCGAUCCUCAGAAUUAACUUACUCUGACUAAAGCAGAGAGAGCCAUGGGAAGCACUACAGUUUUCUACUUUUAAUUCAAUUUAUUUAUAGGUAGUCUGCCAUUUUAAAUAGAUUUUUUUUUCUGAAGAGUAAGGUGGCACACACCUGUAACCCCAGGCUAAAGCAGGAGGGUUGUGAGUUUGAGACCAGCCCAGGUUACACAGUGAGAGCCUUUCUCCAAACUAAACUAACAUAACAUAAAAUAUGCUUUUCUAAGUCUUUUGCAAAAUCCAUUCAAACCUACAAGAAGAGUGAGAAAGAAAUUAUUCUUAGUUUUGCCUUCGAAAACUAAAAUCCAGUAUGUGCUUCGUUAUAAGUCUGUACAGACGGCUGAGGGAACAGCAGGUCUUGUCACAUCAACACAUGUUCUGUUCACGUGCACAUUCGUCCGCUGAUUACCCAGAGCCUCACAUUCUCACUGCCCUCAGCACAGCCCAUUGGCUAAAUGAGCAGAAUUAUACUUAAAUGAGUAGAUACUUUGGAUCACCGCAGUCAGGUACGCUGGGAAACAAACUUCUAAACAAGGUGUGCUGAUGGCAUGCCUCAAGCCAGCCUUACUUUGCAAGAAACCCCUGUGCGUCUCUCCAUUGUGAAGCUGUCUUUUAAUUCACAUCCUCGAUUGUACAUCAUCCCAUUUGUAAAGGAAAUUAACCUGUCAUUUCCUCUUCUUUCCCUCCUUG
Nannospalax galili (Upper Galilee mountains blind mole rat) is the source of this 3473-nucleotide messenger RNA. It is a transcript of the gene Pthlh, whose product is annotated as parathyroid hormone like hormone. Gene Ontology annotation, biological process: regulation of chondrocyte differentiation; bone mineralization; adenylate cyclase-activating G protein-coupled receptor signaling pathway. The transcript has 4 exons. The coding region runs from base 594 to 1190 and encodes 198 amino acids. The record is from RefSeq and is a predicted model, not a curated record. NCBI's taxonomy places the organism in Eukaryota, Metazoa, Chordata, Mammalia, Rodentia, Spalacidae. Gene Ontology annotation, molecular function: peptide hormone receptor binding; hormone activity. Gene Ontology annotation, cellular component: extracellular region.